Anopheles arabiensis is the source of this 1520-nucleotide messenger RNA. Its product is annotated as metaxin-2. The transcript is spliced from 4 exons. Bases 165 to 962 code for a protein of 265 amino acids. Gene Ontology annotation, biological process: mitochondrion organization. The record is from RefSeq and is a predicted model, not a curated record. NCBI's taxonomy places the organism in Eukaryota, Metazoa, Arthropoda, Insecta, Diptera, Culicidae. Gene Ontology annotation, cellular component: SAM complex.
UCAGUUGCCGUUUUGUUGUGAUUGCUCGCUUCUGCUGCUGGUGCUGUGAAAGUCACGGACGAGAGUUUUUACAUAACUUGCGCUGAGGAUUGUUGUUUAUUUUGUGCUGUUCGUCAUUGGUGCUUUCUGCUGGGUGCUAGCAGCAACCCUUCUCUCACAAACCAAUGGCUUCAACGAUAGAGAACUUUUACCAAAAAACGGCCACCGCAGCCAUGAAAGAUUGGCCCCGCGAUGCCGUACUGUACCAGCCGUACGAGGAGGAACAGAUCCUGCUGGCAGAGAAUGCGAGCUGCCUGGCGGUACGCACCUACCUGAAAAUGCUCAACCUGCCGGUCGCGCUGGAGCAGCGGGCGAACGCCGAGUUCAUGUCGCCGGGCGGCAAACGCACCAAGCUGCCCGUCCUGCGGGUGGAAAACUUUAUCUACGCCGAGUUCGACCACAUCGUUACGUUUUUGGAGAAAAACUUUAACAAAUCUCUCAGCGCGCCGCUCACGCCCGAGGAGAAGGACCAGAUGCGCUCGACCAACUGUCUGGUGGAGCAUCUGUUCACCACGGCCGAGCAGUACGUGAGCUGGAUCGAUCCGGAGGUGCGCAACACGGUGACGAAGAAGCGCAACGGGUGCGUGUUCCCUUUCCCGCUCAACCACGUGCAGAACUGGCGCAAGGAGAGUGCGGUCCGGCGGCAACUCCGUAUGGCGGACUAUCUGCACGAGGGCAUCGACACGAUUAUGGGUGAGGUGGACCAUCUGUGUCAGGAUUUGAGCAGCCGGUUGGGCGAUAAGCGGUACUUCUUUGGGGACAGCCCCACGGAACUGGACGCUCUCGUGUUUGGACAUCUGUACAGCAUCUUCACGAUGAAGCUGCCGAACAACGUGCUCGCACUAACCAUUCACAAGUACAGCAAUCUGAACCAGUUCUGCAAAAACAUCGACGAGACGUACUUUAGCGUGAAGGGAAAGUAAUCUCCCAGAGGUCGUUCGCUUAUUUUCGAAAAUACAUCUGCAUUCUUUAUUCAAACUCUAUAACAUUAAUCUUCGGCCGUAAAGCGACAAUUCCCUUCCAUUCUAAUAGUUCUGCAACUUCAACCGCGGCACAAUGUUCAUGCUGGUCAGCUCCUGGAACAGCAGCUUGCACGCGUACGGCAUCGAAAUCGUCGACACGCUUGCCGACGAGCGACAGUUGUGACACCAGGACGAGUAAGCCAACCGGCCGCACACAUUGCACACAUCCACAUCGAACGCGUCGGACGAAAUCAUCAGCCGCUCCAUAAUCAGCAUGCUAGCGCCGUACGAAAUCAAACAAUCGCGCUCCAUCUCACCCAACCGAAGGCCACCCUCCCGGCUACGACCCUGCGUCGGUUGGCGCGUCAGUACCGCCCUCGGCCCGCGGGCACGUGCAUGCAUCUUGUCCUGCACCAUGUGCUUCAGCUUCUGGUAGUACACUGGCCCCGAGUAGAUGUACACCUCGAGCGGUUCGCCCGUAAUGCCCGAGUAAAACACAUCCUUGCCGAGAUAGUUAAA